AUGAAAAUUUGGAAAUUCGCCACAUUGAACUUUUCCGGUCGUCGAUCCUUCGAGAGUACAGCAUUCAAUCUAGAGAUUUGGGACCAGAGAAGAAAGCUCAUCCACGAUGAUUCCCGCGAGCAAGCAUCCCACCUAAGACUGCUGGUCGAAGGAGGGGCGGCGGCGAUGAUUGGCUUGACGCCGGAAAAUGAAAAUUUGAAAUUCUCCACAUCGAACUUUCCCGGUCGUCGAUCCUUCGAGAGUACAACAUUCAAUCUUGAGAUUGGAGCGAGGGCGUUUGUGCGGAUUUUAGUGGAAUUGACCUUAGGCUGGAGGUGUGAGCUGGCAAAGGCUAGAUGA
This is a messenger RNA of Peronospora matthiolae, 339 nucleotides long. The record is from the annotation of a GenBank genome assembly. NCBI's taxonomy places the organism in Eukaryota, Oomycota, Peronosporomycetes, Peronosporales, Peronosporaceae.